Messenger RNA from Hirundo rustica (Barn swallow), 1301 nucleotides. It is a transcript of the gene KCNE3, whose product is annotated as potassium voltage-gated channel subfamily E regulatory subunit 3. Gene Ontology annotation, biological process: potassium ion export across plasma membrane; membrane repolarization during action potential; regulation of heart rate by cardiac conduction. Gene Ontology annotation, molecular function: transmembrane transporter binding; potassium channel regulator activity; voltage-gated potassium channel activity involved in ventricular cardiac muscle cell action potential repolarization. Gene Ontology annotation, cellular component: membrane. NCBI's taxonomy places the organism in Eukaryota, Metazoa, Chordata, Aves, Passeriformes, Hirundinidae. The record is from RefSeq and is a predicted model, not a curated record. The transcript has 2 exons. The coding region runs from base 177 to 488 and encodes 103 amino acids.
GCCGGUGGCCCGCGGCGGGGCUGGGUGGCUGUGGCAGGUGGCUCUGCCCCGGGAAGGGGAGGAGGCUGGCGGCGCUCCCAGCCCGGCCGGCAUCCCUCCCCGGCGGCAGCGAUGCUCAGUCCCGGCUCAGCCUGGCAGCAGCGCAGGCAGGGAGGGCACACGAGCCUGCGGACAACAUGGACAAGAACAACCAGACAGAGAGUUGGCACCAAAGCCUGCGGGCGGUGCUGAACGCCCUGAACCAGACGCUGCAUGGGGCCAUCUCCUGCCCCGGCGAGCCCUCGGCCGGCACUGUGGAGGCCGAGCACGGCAGCCGUGCCGGCCACGCCGGCCGCAACGACAACGCCUACAUGUACAUCCUGUUCGUCAUGACGCUCUUCGCCGCCACCGUGGGCAGCCUCAUCCUGGGGUACACCCGCUCCCGCAAGGUGGACAAGCGCAGCGACCCCUACCACGUCUACAUCAAGAACAGGGUCUCCAUGAUCUGAGCCUGGCCCACGCCUUGCCCCCGGGGAGCCACCGGGCUUGGGGUCACCUUGCUGUGCGCAUCCCGCUCGCUGUGGGAUGGGACGGUGCUGCUGGGAACCCCCUAAAGCUGCUGAGAACCUCCCAAAGCUGCUGAGAACCCCCCAAAGCUGCUGAGAACCCCCCAAAGCUGCUGGGAACCCCCACCGUGGUGGAGCUCAGUCCUGGUGUGAGCAGUGCUGGGAUGCCCUGGCUGGCAAGAGCUGGAAGAAUGUGACCUGCAAGCGGGUCCUGGUCCCACAGACCCACCUCGGCUCCCAUGGGCAUGGGGAUGGCAGGGGCAGCUUCUCUCCCACCGUGGCCUGCGGGGACUGGCAGGAGUCUUCAAGGAGAAUAUUUCCCCAUUUCCCUACUCAGAUCAGCUGGUCUUGACCUCCCUGGGCUCCCAGCAGCUGUGACAGCGAUUCACGGGUUUCUGUGGUGCUGAAGCCCUGUAAUGUUUGAGCUGGGCUAGGCCCUGCUUUUCUGGCAGGGAAUUAAAGGAGGUGGUGGGUUCCAGGGGACUUGUGUUUGCUUCUCCUCUGAGCAAGGUUGGUGUUUGGGGCAACCCGUGGGGCACCGCUCUGUGCCAGAGCCCAGGGGAUGCUGAAAGGGCUCAACCUGCUGCCUGUGUGCUGCCAAGGUGCAUUCAAGAGCAGCCCUUCGGUGGCAUCACAGCCCCUAGGAUGGGACAAAUUCCCCAGGACUGAGCGAGCCCUGCAUUCCCAGAGGGAUGCUUUGUCCCCACAUUCCCUGAGGGAUGCUUUGUCCCUGCAUUCCCAGGAGGAUGCUGCUUU